AUGGUAAAAGUAACUGUCGAACCGAGUGAUAGUUCCAGUACUUUUGGUCUCAUUUGGUUCCCGAGCACUACAAAGGAAUAUUACGUGUCACAGGAUGAAUAUGGCGUUGGUUGUUAUUUCACGAUGCCACACAAGACCAUUGUCAAAAACCUAAUGCCAAAUGUGGCCUACACUUUCUGUUUGAUCGAUGAUCAGCAGAGCACUGUUUCACCUUUCAGUUGCAAGUCGGUUCAUAUUAGCGGAAAUCUGGAGACAAUCCACGAUGCCAACUAUUCGAAAAGCAUGCGUGCCAAAGGCAUAUCUUUGAUGGUUUUUGGCGUCGUUAUUUUUUUAAUCUUGGGCAUAUUGUUAAUGUUUUUGGUUCUGAGGCGGAAACCAAUCUGGUUGAAGGGCAGCAAGCGCAUCGUUAAACCCAAAUUUAGUUCCGGUGAAGUUGUUGUCUUGCCACGCACAAACACCGCAAAGUAUUUACGGCAAAGCGAAGAGUUUAUCUCACAAAAAAAGCAAGGCUUUAACUCAAAGAUUUCGCGAAGCAACUCAACGACGAGCUUGGACAGCACUGACAGCUAUAUCAAUCCAAACUUCUAUGAGAUUAUACCGGCUUAUUUGACAUUCGAUAAGAUACCGCAAACAGAUGCACCCAAACAGCCAGAAUAUGACAUAUAUGAGAGCUGUGAGUUUCGUAAAUCUGUCGCCGAGAGGGAGAGUGUGAGGUAUGCGCAAAUUAAGCCGCGAACAAUGCGUAUUUCCAGCGAUCCGCUGCCAGCGAUUCCUUCCGACCCCUGAUGCCAGUUUGGAGCAACUUUAAAACUUGAAAAGCACAUCAUUGUUCUGAAUACAAGUAU
Molecule: messenger RNA, 845 nt
Organism: Drosophila grimshawi
Lineage: Eukaryota; Metazoa; Arthropoda; Insecta; Diptera; Drosophilidae
Exons: 3
Coding region: 1-786 (261 amino acids)
Source: RefSeq, a predicted model, not a curated record